CCUUUUUGUGAAAUUCUUGAAAUAUAUAAUACACACACUUGUGUGUUUAUAAUAUAGCUUCAAUACUCCGCCUAUAAACUUUCAAAUCAUCAUUCAUAUAACCCUCGUUGGUUUAAAAAGUCAUCCUCCCAAAUUCUUCUUAUUAACAAAGGUUUUAGAUGUGUAGUGAUUUAAAGAAUAAACACGGCUCUUCUGAUUUGGAGAUGGAGGCUGUGGGAAGGCUCAAUAAUUGCUCGAAGCUGCUCGAAUUUGCGGCCACGGACGAUUUGGAUGGCUUUGUACAUGAGGUCGAGCAGCGAGGCCGUGACGUUGAUGAAGUGAGUUUGUGGUAUGGAAGAAGCUUUGGGUCGAAGAAGAUGGGGUAUGAGGAGAGAACUCCUAUCAUGAUUGCUGCUUUGUAUGGAAAUACUGAGGUUUUGAGAUAUAUAAUCGCAACCGGGAUAGUUGAUGUGAAUAGGGCGUGUGGCUUGGAUGGUGCCACGGCCCUCCACUGCGCUGCUGCUGGUGGCUCGUGGUCGUCUGCGGAGGUUGUUGAGUUGUUGAUGGCUGCCUCUGCUGACACCAGCAUCGUGGAUGUUUCGGGGAGGAAGCCCGGUGAUCUCAUUGCUCCGUGUGUGAGAUCCUCGGCCAGUCCGAGAAGGAGGCAGUUGGAGAUGAUGCUGAACGGGGUGACCAGCGAGGGGGAGGAAGAGGGGAGCAAGAAGCAGGCGUUGGCUACGAGUGAGAACAGGGAGUAUCCGAUUGAUAUACCGUUACCGGAUAUAAACACGGGUGUUUAUGGCAGUGAUGAGUUUAGGAUGUACAGCUUUAAGGUGAAGCCUUGCUCGAGGGCGUACUCUCACGACUGGACCGAGUGCCCGUUUGUCCACCCUGGGGAGAAUGCGAGGAGGCGUGAUCCGAGGACGUAUCACUACACGUGCGUGCCUGCCACACGGAUGGCCGAUCUGACGCCUACGAACCUCGACGACAUAUUCGGAUCUCUCGACCCGUCUAUGCUGUCGCAGUUGCAAGGACUGUCGCCGAAGAUCAACAACACCACAAGCUCGCAGAUGCAGUCCCCGACGGGCCUUCAGAUGCGACAGAAUAUGAACCAACUCCGAGCAAGCUACCCGAUGAACGUCUCGUCUUCGCCAUCAAGGAAUCCCUCGCCAUACGGGUUCGACUCCUCCGCUGCAGUUGCUGCCGCGGUCAUGAAUUCACGGUCAGCCGCCUUCACGAAGCGGAGCCAGAGCUUUAUUGACCGCAGCGGCGGCAAUGGAUACCGUUACGGGCCGACACCCAAUUCCCCGGCCGGUCUCGUGCCACAGAAGCACUCUGAGUGGGGCGCUCCCGACGGGAAGCUAGAAUGGGGCUUCAAUGGUGAAGAAGUGAACAAGCUUAGGAAAUCGGCCUCGUUUGGUUUUCGAACUGGGGCGAAUGCAGCCCCGGCUCAUUCGGAUGUAGGCGAGCCGGACGUGUCGUGGGUUAAUACGCUGGUGAAAGACGUCCCGGCUGGGGCAGCGGGGAUGUACAGCCCGACGAGGAGGCAGGGGAUGUAUAGCCCGCAGCAGAGGCAGGGCGGGCACGAGACGACGACGACCACAGCGAUGAUUCCGCAAUGGCUCGAGCAAAUGUACAUAGAGCAGGAGCAGAUAGUGGCUUGAGAGAAAAGGCUCUGAUGGCGGGAAAAUUGGUUUGAGAUGAUCUUUAAUUAGGGUUUGAUCAUAUUCUUUCUGAUUCUUACAUUUUUAACACCAUAUCUCUAGCUAUAGUUACUGAUGAAAGAGGUGAUUGAUGAGACCAAUUUUUAGAUUGGGAGAUGAGAUUAUUUAGUUUAUUUCUUUUUUCAUAUGAAUAUAUAGGAGAUUAUAAGUUCAUGUAAUUCUCAUAUUUAAAGUGAUGAAUAAAUGUGAGGACUGAAUUUCUCUA
This is a messenger RNA of Salvia hispanica, 1908 nucleotides long. RefSeq names its product zinc finger CCCH domain-containing protein 47-like. The record is from RefSeq and is a predicted model, not a curated record. Gene Ontology annotation, molecular function: protein binding; metal ion binding. Lineage: Eukaryota; Viridiplantae; Streptophyta; Magnoliopsida; Lamiales; Lamiaceae.